Talaromyces rugulosus is the source of this 1002-nucleotide messenger RNA. RefSeq lists its product as uncharacterized. NCBI's taxonomy places the organism in Eukaryota, Fungi, Ascomycota, Eurotiomycetes, Eurotiales, Trichocomaceae. The transcript has a single exon. The record is from RefSeq and is a predicted model, not a curated record. Bases 1 to 1002 code for a protein of 333 amino acids.
AUGGUGGACUCACCAGCUUCGGACGACUCUGUUGUGACGGUGAUCAAUGUUGAUCAACAAAUAACAGACGACCAAAGCUAUGUGCAGCUCGUAAUGAGUAGAAGAGAAUUUCUCGGAAAUCAUUACAAACUGGCAAAGGAUAUCAUGCUGCAAAUCAUGAACUACUCUGAUCAAUGGCAUUCGGCCAAUAGUUCUGAAGAGAAAAAUAGAGUUGGAAAGGCCUUGGUUGAGAAGGUGUUGGCAAGGUACAUCCAUAAGGUUAACGAACUGGCGGGAGAGCACCAUAAAAAGUUCAAUUUCGACAAUCGCAUGCAAAAAUACAUCGCCGGCUGGUCUCAGAACAUAGCGAGUAUGGUCCAAGACUCGGGUGGCGAUAUGCAGAUUGCAAUCCAGCCUUCUCCCCAAGGAGGACCGAAUGCCAAACCAGUGCCUCUUAACAAUAUCCAAGAUGCGUUGAGAGAGUUCCGAAAAGCCUUCGGUAGAGCAAUCAAGCUUGAAAGUUGGGAAAACCAUGAUGUGAAUCCAGAUCUUCUCACUCGUGCCUUGAAAGAUAUACCUAAGGAGGAGAGAAGAGAAAACGCUCGAAUUAAAAUAUUCAAAAAGUACCAAAAAGUCAUAAUUGCCCAUAUUGGCUGCCAGAAGGAAUUUCUUGAAGGCUUUUUUGCGGAAGGAAUAAGAGACAUGGAUCCGCAUUUUACAUGGCGCCUGCAACUUCUCGAGGAUACUUGCCAGGAACACAUGGAGUUGUGUAAACAGUCGAGGGAUCUACUCAUAAUUAACUACAUGAAAAUCCUUGGGCACGCCGAUUUCUUCUUUCUCAAUAAGCUGGAUGAAGUCCUCUCCAAGUCUGGAAAGGAGAGAGUCGAAAAGCUUGGAUUCACAACGGCUGGUUUAUCAGAACCGGAAAUGCAGGAGAUUUGGAACAAGGCGAUGCAUCAAAUGGAUGCAGAGAGAGAGUAUAUCGAAAGUCGCGUAUAUAAACCAGUCACCAUCAACAACUGA